AGUCCCAUGGGCCGGAUGUGGCCCAUGGGCUGCAGUUUUCCCACCUCUGGGCUAACUCAUGUGAAAGCUACAAACUGCCUUGUCAUCGCUACCGUGUGCCACUAACAUGAAUUAGGGACACACUUUUUUUGUAACUAGCAAAGUCACAAUCUGGUUCCUUUAUUUGGCUCUAUGCUGCUGAUUAGGCACCGCCCCAUUGACAUCAGUUCUCCACCUCCCAAGGAAACCAAAAGUGAAAUCACAGGGCAGAGAGGAGACGAGACUAGAAGAAACUUACUUGGCCGUCCGGACGCUAUGGAGAUGCCCCCGCUGUUUGAGGAACCAAACCCUGGGGACCUGAUAGAGAUUUUUCGCAUUGGAUACCAGCACUGGGCCCUCUAUGUAGGAAAUGGUUACGUCAUCCACCUGGCCCCUCCCAGUGAGUAUGCAGGAGCUGGCUCCUCCAGCAUCAUGUCCGUGCUGAGCGACCGAGCCGUGGUGAAGAAGGACCGUCUCUGGGACGUUGCUGGUGGUGACCGGUACCGAGUCAACAACAAGUAUGAUGGGAGGUGCUCGCCGCUGCCUGUCAGCAAGAUCCUCAUGGAAGCCGAGUUUCUGGUGGGCCAGAAGAUGCGGUACAGCGUCACCAGUGAGAACUGCGAGCACUUUGUCACCAAGCUGCGCUAUGGCCAGCCCAAGUGCGACCAGGUCCAAAAUGCCAUGGUUGCAGGGGCGGUGGGGAUCAUGGGCGUAGGAGCCCUUGUGGCAGUUGCUACAUUCAUUGGCGCAUUGCUCUCUGACAACAAGCAGGAGGAUGAAUAAAGCAAACGUUGGCCUGGGCCAAAGACCUGAGCGAGAUCCAUGGGAGCUGAUCUCUACUGGAGCUGGCUUAGCUUCCCACCCGCUUUCUCCUUUGGGAUCACUGCCCUUGGGAGUUUGUUCCAAUGGUUAAUCACUUGCACUGUGAAACUUUGGUGCCUUAUUUCUAAUUGGAAUGUGUCUGGCUUUAACUUCCAGCCAUUAGGUCUUGUCCUGCCUUUCUCUGCUAGGUUAAAGAGCCCUUUAGUACCUGGGAUUUUCUCCCCCCAUGAAGAUACUUAUACAAAGUAAUCAGAGCAGUAACUAGCUAUUUUUGCGCCCGAGGCAAGAAUAUAAAAUUGCGCCCUUCCCCCUCCGUAUAGUUACUUUGUAAAAAACAAAAAAACAUAAAUAAUAAUAAUAAUGAUAAUAGAAUGUUUAUUUAUUUUAAUCAUAAGAUCCGUGUACAAAAUCAACUAAUACAUAUAAGGUGUGCAUCAUAGUGCAUCAUGAACUGUGGAGGUCGGGGCUCGCAGUCCGGCGCAGAGGUCAGGGUCGGGGCUCACAGUCCGGCGCAGGGGUUGGGCUUGUAGCCCCGCAGCUCCACACAGGGGUCGGGGCUUGCAGCCAGGGUUCGCGGUCGGGUCUCGCAACUUGCAGCCGCGCGCCAGGGUCGGGGCUCGCUACCCCCCACUACGACCCCCAGUUUGAGAACCAAUGCUUUAUAAUUACUGUAGGGUGUAUUCUAUUUAUUUUCCAUUUACAUUGUACAUUUGUCAUCACAUGCAAUGUGCAUAUUAUGUGAUUAUAAUUUUUCAUAAAUUAAUAAUUAAAAAACUUAAUUUGUCUUUUUCUGCGCCCCUCAGCUUUGUGCACCCGAGGCAAAGUGCUUCACUUGCCUCACCCUUGUUACGGCACUGAAAGUAAUCAAAUCACUUCUCAACUGAAGCUAAACUGAUUCAACUCUUUAAAGCUCUCACUGGCAGGCAUUUUUUCCAGCCAUCAAAUCAUUUUUGUGGCUCUUCUCUGCACCCUUUCCAAUUUAGCAACGUGAAUGUUAAAGCAACUAGUGGUUUUGGACAUCUGGGACAUUCUUGGCGAGUGUGUGUAUAAAUCUAGCCAGAGAGAUUCUGCAGCAGAUCUACAAGCUUGCAUCAGCAUUAACAGAUUGUCUGGGUCAUGCUGAACCACGUGUUGUCAAAGAAAUAAAAGCAUUGCUUACAUGCCCGACACUUGGGUACGACCGCUCUCUGAAGGCGUUAGACACAGGUGUGUUUAACAAACGCUCCGAGAAGCCCCAGAUCAGCAAUAUUGUCUUGUGAUAGUUGUUGCUUUUCUUCAAGCCCCAGCUCCUGGAGUCAUGAGAGUAUGAGGGAAUCUCAUCUUUCAAAAGGUUUCUAGCCCUCCUUUGUUUAGAGAAGGGCUUGAACCAUGAACACCAUGACACCAGAUGGCAAACACAAAGAACCCCAAUAGUUGUACUUGUUAAAAAGAAUUCACACAUCUCCUGAUCUUGGGUGGGGGGAGCUGACUCCAUGGUUUUGAAUGGGAUGAUUUGGGGGUGGCAAUGCUAGAACUCCCAUCAGCAUAACUACUGCAAACUCCAGUUAGUUCCCUGCUUGCUCAGUCAGAGCCAUUCCUGCGCAUGCUCCUGAGCUCUGUCUUACUGAAGGGGAGACCCCAGCAGGGGCACCAAUCAAGCAAAUUAUUUAAGUGCAUACUUAACUUUAAGCAUCCAAGAAGUACUAUUAACUAGCUGGGCAUGGAUCAGACCCACUGCCCUAGCAAAGGAAUGCCCCAUAGCCCAUUUCCCAACCCACUGAGCCAGCCAGUCCCCCCACCCUAGGACUGGAUUGGAGCUGCCACCCCUGAGAAAGGAAAGACCCUGUAUCCCAUUCCCCAAAUGCCUGAGCCAACCAUCCACUCAGCUUCAGGCUGGAUUGGAGCUGGUACCCCCUAGAGAAGAAAGGGCCCAGAUCCCAUUCUCUACCCCCCUGAGCUAGCCAGUUCCCCACCGUGGGGCCAGAUUGGACCCAGCACACACUAGCAUUUGACCCACCCACAGCCUGAGCCACUCUGAAACUGGAGCCCGCAUGUAAGGUCAGUAUCUCACUUUCAGUUUCCUUAGCUGAUUCUUCCGAAACCAUGUGGCUUAUUAGAAUCUGAGCAGCAAAUGUCAAUUGGCCAAGUCAUCAGAUACGGAAGGAAAAUACAUUCCAGGCCCUGGUCCCUGGUGAGGCAGGCAGCCAGUCUCCCAGUCUCACGCUGGACUGGAGCUGGUGCACCCUAGAGGGGAAAGGCCCUGUCCUCCACUGCCCCCCCAAGCCAGCCAAGCCCCUUGAUGAGGCAGGUCAGCAGC
Chrysemys picta bellii (western painted turtle) is the source of this 3136-nucleotide messenger RNA. NCBI's taxonomy places the organism in Eukaryota, Metazoa, Chordata, Testudines, Emydidae. The record is from RefSeq and is a predicted model, not a curated record.